Messenger RNA from Chinchilla lanigera (long-tailed chinchilla), 2456 nucleotides. RefSeq names its product NUT family member 2G-like. The transcript is spliced from 7 exons. The record is from RefSeq and is a predicted model, not a curated record. NCBI's taxonomy places the organism in Eukaryota, Metazoa, Chordata, Mammalia, Rodentia, Chinchillidae. The coding region runs from base 104 to 2227 and encodes 707 amino acids.
CCGGAGUGAGCCUCUGGUCACAGGUCACUCUCUGGGUCCCACCCAUCACCUUCUCACUGUGGUAGCAGCUAGAGAGUUGAAGCCAGUGUCCAAGCCUUUCGGGAUGGUUUUAGAAGGAGCAUUGCCAGUGCUGCAGCCAGAUAUGACCCUGAACACUGGUGUCACCUUAUCUCCUUCUUGGAUCCUGCCCCCCCUGCCACCCACCCCAGUUCCAAUACACCAGCUGCACUGGGAGCCACCACCACCACCCUUUGGGAAUGUACCUCUUCCUCAGGGUAACCCCCUGGUGCUUUCUCCUUUCCCCGGGAUACCUGUGGUGGCAGGACAUGGUGGCUAUGGCCUGACUAGGGCUGGGCCUUUCAACAUCACUGCCCAAACCAGGACAGCAGGGAGGCCACCAGGGUCUCUGUUGACUCAGAAGGUUGUCCUCACUCAGGCUCCACUCAUCAGGGGAGCCCCAGGGGUCCUGUAUGAGAGUAUGCAGCAUCCUGCUCCCCAGGUGUUGAGAGCUCCGCCCAUGACCACCAUGGUGCCUGCCCCAACUGGGGUGAAUGUCCAUGUUGAUGAUGGGAUGUGGCCUCGGGCCCUUCAUCCUCCAGCCAUACUACCAGAGCCCUCCACCACAUCUGGGGUGAACAAGGUUCCACCACCAUGCUGGGACUGCAGAGAGGCUGGCCUGGUCACCUCCCAGGCCAAUGCCUCACCAGACCACACCUGCAAGUCUCCAAGUGUCUAUGAGAACUUCCGGCGCUGGCAGCAUCUCAAGACCCUGCUCCGGAGACACCUUCCCCACAUUCCUGAUGCGGAAGCAGUGUCCUGCUUCCUUGUGCCAGUGUUUCGGUCCCUGUCCCGCCGGCACCCAACCAUGAAUGUGGAGGAGGGCCUGCGCAUAGGUGUGCGGGAAUGGGACUGCAGGAGCAACUACGAGCGCAUGACAUUCUACGAGGUGGCUGCAGAGUUCAUGGAGUUUGAAGCUGCUGAAGAGAUGGAAGAUCCUAGAUUACAGAUGAUGGGACUCCCUGGCCAUCCAUGUCCUGCCCCACCUAGGCCAGAACCUCCCAGGACCCCAGUUCCUGAGGUUUUCCAGCAGCCAGUGUGCAUUCUCAGACAGACAGACCCCAAGGCUCAGGCUGCCUGCCCAUCAGCACGCAAAUGCAAACAGUCACAGGACCCUCAGGUGCAUGAUGACAUCCCUCCUGAAGCCGUGAGGGAAUACAUAGACACUAUGGACUGGCUGGAAGAACAUCAUCUCUUGGCCAUGGAAGAGCCUGAUGAAAACCAGGAAGAGGAGCAGCAGCAGGAAGAGGAUGAGUUAUACCCAGACCCGGAUCUCUUGAGUUACUGUGAUGAGCUAUGUUCCCAAGAAGACUUUGUUACCAAGGUGGAGGCCAUUAUCAACCCUCAAUUCCUGGUAGAAGCAGAAUCUACAGACUUAGAGAGGGACAUCAUCUUGGCUGUAAGGCAGGUGCUAGAAGAGGAACACGGACUCACUCCUGAGCAGCUGGUGGAGAAGCGCCUCCUGGGCUCCAAGGCAAAGGGAGGUGUGUGUAGGCCCUGGAGCCGAGGUGCACCCAGAUCUGCUGCCCGCCAAAUUGCAGAGCAAGAUGACUGUGAUUCCAAGCUAAAGGUCAACAAGGAGACCUGCCCCACUCCAAAAGCUUCCCAGGUCCUUAAGAGAUGCUGGGCCACAGAUGAAGAGCCUCUGGGGCCUGAGAUCCCUGCUGUCCUGCACAGGCGACAAAGCUAUGUUCCACUGGGCCACUCUGGUCCCAGCGCUUUUCCCCAGGACCUGGCACCCAGAUGUGCCCUGGGCCUCAGAGGAGCCUUUCCUACUGUGGGGCCACAGGAGCCACUGUCUGGCCCCGGUGAGGAUGAGGGGGACUUCUCCAGCCUGUCCUUCCUCCUGGCUUCCCCUCGCCAGCUGCUGCCCUGGGAAUGGCCCCAUAUCCCAGGCCCUGACGUGGGCCUCCUCAGCCCUGAAGGUCCAACCUCCCAAGCCUCACCUCCCCAGGAAGGAAGCCUCAGCCCUGACUUCCCUCCACCUGCCAAGUCCAAGAAGCGAGUCCUCACAGGAGGUUCAGCUCCUGUGGGAAAGGUGCCCUGCCCAGGGCCUUCCUGCAUUGGCUCUGGAGGGCAAGAUUUGGCUCAGGGGCUGGUUCCACCCUCAUGGCCUCAGAAGGGGAGGUGUAAGAAAUUAGGCUCCCAGAGGAAAAGGAAGAGGCACUGAAACCAUAGGAUUGGUGGGCAGACUCUGGGGUGCUGGUCCCUCAGGUGGGCCUUGGCAGAUUUCACUUUGGCUGCAUCCUGCACCCCACGAGCCAGAGGUCCUUCCUCACUGAGCUCUGAUGCAGCUGCUCUGGGACAUGAGAGGUGACUGGAGCGGGAGGGGUGGGAGGGAGGAGCCUGCCUGGGGGGUGGUGGGGGCUGUUCAUUGGCAAUGUAAAUAAAGAUGACUU